AUGGCUCUGGUUAUUCCAGUUGAGAUCUGCGACAUGGUUGUUGAUCAUGUAACAGCAGCUGAAAAGGAGUACUCGUUACGCGACAUCUUUCCCCAUGCGGUUGAGCGUAUAGCUCGAGCAGCACUCAUGAGCUUACGCCUGGUGAGCCGGAACUUCUGUGCUGCGGCCUCGCGCCAUCUGUUCCAACACAUUGUAGCCCCGACCGACACUGAAUCCUCGGUGCGCGGCCGUAACCCCCUACUGCGCUUGGUUGAAAUUUCAAGAAGCGAAUUGGCCGGACAUGUCCGCCAUUUAGAGACUGGAUACGGCCGAUGGGGGCACUAUCAAAGCCCAUCGCGCGGCCAAGAUAUCCAGGAUCUUGCCGGGCUGUUAUUGCCUUGUCUUACUCAACUGUCCGAUCUACGUGUUCUGAAAUUCAGAGCCUCGUGCAAGUCUUUGACACGCGACCAAGAAGGGACUGCUAUCAAAGCAAUUGUUACUGCCCUGCGAUAUGUGCCUCUACCCCGUUUGGAAGGGCUUGAGAUUUUCUUCCCCGUAGCCUAUGACUUUGGCUUCUUCUUCUCAAACCAGUCUACUCCAUUGCAUAUUCCCAUGGAGAAUAUACUGCGCCGCCUGAAAUAUCUAGCUUUGCAUGUCACUGCGUUUACGAAACAGCAGGGACAGCGAUACUGGAGAUCCUCCGUACUCCCUGCGCACGCCGCCCUGCCAAAUGACUUGCACGCGGUCAAUCUCCUCAGAUUAGUCGAGCUGGCCCUACGUCUAGAAGUGCUCCGGAUCACCAGUACAGACAUUCUCCCUUUCUACACUAUCCACUUCAGCCCAGCGGUGGGCCUCACCUCUCUAUGCCUCGAACGAGUUCUCAUCACGUUUGACCACUUCAGCGCGCUAAUAGACCAAUGCAAAGACUACCUCGAGCACAUCGAGCUAUCCUUGGUACAGCUGUAUUCUGGCACCUGGUACACGGUCCUAACGUAUCUACGCCAUUUACCGCAUCUUAUAGACGUUUCCAUCGGCUCGUGCGGGUAUCCGCCCACCGGUCCAAAUGCAGAUUUGGUUGGGAUCCUCCCAGAGCCGGAUGACCCCAAACCGCUCGAGACAAUGGAUUCCGAGGACUAUGAGGGACUGUAUGGACUGAGAGAGUUUGUUAAUAGGAAUCGAGUUGCGCUGGGACUCGAGCCCUUCGAGCGUACUGAUUCUCGCUGGUUCUAG
Aspergillus versicolor CBS 583.65 is the source of this 1209-nucleotide messenger RNA. RefSeq lists its product as uncharacterized. The transcript has 2 exons. The coding region runs from base 1 to 1209 and encodes 402 amino acids. The record is from RefSeq and is a predicted model, not a curated record. Lineage: Eukaryota; Fungi; Ascomycota; Eurotiomycetes; Eurotiales; Aspergillaceae.